CCUCCACUCCUCCUCAUUAGCACACACACACACACACACUCUCUCGCGCACAGACUCUCAGAGACGCACAGCAGAUAUGGAUAUCCACACCCGGAAUAACAGACUGGACUAUUUGGAAGAUAUGGACCCGAAAAACCCCAAACACACCACCGACGAUCGUCUGGACAGUGGAGUGGACUCUCUAAAAGAGGACGAGUAUCAGCAGCUUGUGCAGGAAAUAGAAGACCUGAACGUGACCACACGGGUCACCCUGCACCACCAGAACCAGGACCACCUGCACCAUGCCUGGAAACACGAAGUUACCGAGGACGGAGACACGUACCUGCACCUCGCCAUCAUACACGAGGCCCAGCAGGAAGCUCUGCACAUCAUCAAACAGUCCUUCAACGACCCCUACCUCGACAGACACAACCACCAGAGACAGACUGCGCUCCACCUGGCCGUGAUCAUGGACCAGCCUCACAUUGUGGAGAAGCUUCUGAAGGCCGGCUGUGACCCGCGGUUGGUGGAUCAGAGCGGGAACACGGCGCUGCACAUCGCCUGCAGGAGAGGAUCUCUGUCCUGUUUCUCCGUCCUCACGCAAAUCAGCACGUCUCACCUGCGCAGCAUCCUGUCUACACACAACUACAGCGGACACACGUGUCUGCACAUAGCAUCCAUCUGUGGCUUCCUGUCUUUGGUUGAGAGAAUUGUGCAACUCGGCGCAGAUAUAAAUGCCAAGGAACAGUGUAGCGGUCGCACGUGCCUCCACCUGGCUGUAGAUCUCCAGAACCUGGACCUGGUGCAGCUGCUGAUCGCUAUGGGCGCCGACGUGAACAGCGUGACGUACGGAGGCCACGUACCUUACCACCUCACCUUCGGCCGCCAGAACGUGGAAAUCCGGCAGCAGCUGUUCAACAGGACGGCGUACGAGCUGCGGCAGUUCCCCGACUCCGAGAGCGAGAGCGAGGACGAGCUCAUGUCCGACGACGACUGUAUAUACGACGACAUCCAGUUUAUCGGGAAGUGAAGUGAACUGAAAGACUUUUUCAAAAAAACCAAAACAAACCAAAAAAAAGGGGAGACAUUUUUCCCAUGAAGCAACACAGAAGGCAGCUGGUCCUCGUAAUAACGCCUGCAGAUCACGGAGAAUCCGUCCGACCCCACCUGACGUGAGGCGACGCGACGCGACGUGACGUGACGGCUCGGAUUUCUCUGCGCACAAAUAAGAGACGGACGAAGGAAAGCACACGAGGCUGAAACAAGGUGCUCAGAGAAAGCAAAGGACUAUGGGAUAUUUCUCCUCCUCCUCAAAAAUCCCAGAAGUGACUCUACCUGAGACGCAGCAUGUAUCUUAUUGUAAAAAAAAAAAACAAAACCAAAAGAAAGAAGCAGAAAAAAGUUCUAUUUUUUUAUACUUGUAAAUAUUAAUUAUGACACUAUUGUAAAUCAUGAUGUAUGUUAUUAUUCUGCAUAUGACUAAAGUUGUUUUAUUAAAAGAAGAACAUUCCGUUUGAA
This is a messenger RNA of Silurus meridionalis, 1497 nucleotides long. It is a transcript of the gene nfkbiaa, whose product is annotated as nuclear factor of kappa light polypeptide gene enhancer in B-cells inhibitor, alpha a. Gene Ontology annotation, molecular function: protein binding. Lineage: Eukaryota; Metazoa; Chordata; Actinopteri; Siluriformes; Siluridae. The record is from RefSeq and is a predicted model, not a curated record. The coding region runs from base 77 to 1009 and encodes 310 amino acids. The transcript is spliced from 6 exons.